CUUCGAAAGGCCUGUGGCGAACGGCGAGGCACCAGAACUAACGCCUCCAUGCUCGUUAGCGGAGCAACGUGAGUGGAACGUACGCGCAUAUUCCCAGUUCUCUCGCCUCAGCGUAAAGUGAACCACUCACGGAAAAAGUUGAUCGGUUCCGACCAUUCUCCGCUUUCCCUGCCGUCUCGCCCAAAUCUUGGGGCGUUCGCUACGGAAGAAGAAAUGGGGGACUACGUCCCACUGAGCCCAGGCCCCGAGGAAGCGGAAGCCUCGAGGAAGGAAGGAAGGAGAGCCGGAGGCACUCGCGUCGCCUCUCUCGACGUCUUCCGAGAAUGAUGUGCCGAUUGAAGAACAACAAGAUAUUCUUGAAGUUUUAGUAAAUAGCUUGAUUGGUUCCUUCCUUCCUUCCUGGCAACUGAUAACUUCUAUCUGAUGAUAUUUGUUGAUUAUGCUGGUUCUGUACUGCCAUUUGUUGCUCAUGCUCCUUGGGUUGGUGUACGCCUUGCGGACUUUGUGAUGCCAUUUUUUCUUUUCAUCGCUGGUAUUUCUGUUUCAAUUGUCUACAAGAACAAAUCCAGAAAACUUCAAUUAACAUGGAAGGCAAUGAUAAAGGCAGUUAAACUCUUCAUUGUCGGUAUUUUUCUCCAAGGUGGUUACUUUCAUGGAAUAAAUUCGCUGACUUUUGGUGUUGAUAUUCAGAAAAUUCGUCUGUUUGGUGUUCUACAGAGGAUAGCUAUUGGGUACAUUGUUGCUGCUUUAUGUGAAAUAUGGUUUUCGAGCAACCGAACUAUGAACGUUGAACGUGGAAUGUUUAAGAAUUAUCAAUAUCAGUGGAUCAUAGUGGUUUUACUAUCUGGUAUAUACUUGGGGCUGUUGUAUGGUGCAUAUGUUCCAGAUUGGCAGUUUGAAAUGCAAGAAAUAUCAUUAAAUUCUUCCCUGCCAACUAGUUACACCAUUGAGACGGUUAAAUGUGAAAUAAGAGGUGAUCUUGGACCAGCAUGUAAUGCGGCUGGAAUGAUUGACCGCAAUGUCCUUGGCAUCAAACACCUGCAUAAAACACCUGUAUAUAGACAUUUGAAGGAAUGUAUGACUCCGAAGGAUGGUAAUGGAGUGAAUACUUACCCACCCUGGUGCCAUGCACCCUUUGAUCCGGAAGGCAUCUUAAGCUCAUUAACUGCUGUUGUGACUUGCAUAUUUGGGCUUCAUUUUGGUCAUAUUCUUGUUCUUUUGGAGGAUCACAAGGAUCGACUAACAAAAUGGCUACUGUUUUCACUUUCAGUUUUCACACUUGGGCUAUUUCUUGCAUUUAUAGGAGUUCCUCUGAACAAAUCACUAUAUACAAUCAGUUACAUGUUACUUACAACGGGUGUCGCUGGAUUUGUAUUAUGUGCUCUAUACGUACUGGUGGACGUUUAUGGAUAUAGGUGUCCUACUUUUGUGUUUGAGUGGAUGGGAAGGCAUUCUCUUUGCAUCUUUGUUCUUGUGGCCUCGAACAUAGCUGUCAUCGCACUACAAGGGUUUUACUGGAGAAACCCUAAAAACAACAUUGUCCAUUGGAUAACUUCACUCGUGCGAUAGUAUAGAAGGAUUGCUGACAUGGAGACCCAACACUCGGUCUCCAAGCUGAUUACUGGAAGUCCGUAAUAUUAACAUCAGUAUCUUGUAAUGUUCGUGUGUUUUGGCCAUGUAAGGAGGGAUCUACUAACAUAUUUGCAUUGUCCUCCUCGACAAGAAUAUAUAACAACAAUAGAUAGAUCGAUCCAACUAAGUGGGCAAUCUCAUUGGGACCAAGAUUCAAGGACUCAAAUGUGUAGUAAAUCGAAAUACGUACUCCGUUCUAUUCUAGCUGUUAUUGGGUUUCUUGA
Messenger RNA from Musa acuminata AAA Group (dessert banana), 1856 nucleotides. RefSeq lists its product as uncharacterized. The record is from RefSeq and is a predicted model, not a curated record. NCBI's taxonomy places the organism in Eukaryota, Viridiplantae, Streptophyta, Magnoliopsida, Zingiberales, Musaceae. Bases 424 to 1569 code for a protein of 381 amino acids. The transcript has 14 exons.